Molecule: messenger RNA, 1016 nt
Organism: Thamnophis sirtalis
Lineage: Eukaryota; Metazoa; Chordata; Lepidosauria; Squamata; Natricidae
Gene: TMEM213
Product: transmembrane protein 213
Source: RefSeq, a predicted model, not a curated record
AAGUUGGUAGCUUUGGGACUCAUUAGGACAACAGCUGCUGCUGGGAUCCCAAAUCCUGAAAUGGAGCCAUUGAUCUGUAUUGCCUUCUCUAUUCUUUUGCUCUCUUCAGCUUGCCAGAACGCAUUUUCACAAGAGAUGGAAGUAGGAUCUACCAAUUUUUCAUGUUCUCAUCCUGAAUUCUGCUCCGAAGCAAACACCUGUUGCCAGAUUGGCAUGGAUGGGUACGGCUGGAUUGCUGCAGCGGUUGGCUGGAGUCUCUGGUUUCUCACCCUUAUCAUCCUCUGCAUUGAUAAAAUGACCAAGCUCAGGCCUGAUGAAUCCAAAUAUUAGGAAGCACGAUGCUAAGAAAACCAACCCACAUUUCUGCUUCUUGAUGCCUUUCAUGAAGCAGUUGGAGAAAAUAACCUAGACUACUCAACUGCUGAAGUGUAGAAUAAGGACAUUGGUGGUUUCUACCAAAAUGACCCAAGAAUGAUGCCCACAAAGAGGAUUAUGGUUUUAAUCCUGCUCUCCAUUUGGCAACAAUGGACAAGAGAACCUCUGCCCUGGUUUGCAGAAAUACUUGCAGUCCUAUGAAGCAAGAAUGUGCACUUCCUUUGGAUUCUUUUCUUCUGGCUGUGAAUGGAACAGCUAUCACUGACAGUUUCAUUUAUCCUCUUUCUUAAGUGGCUUAAGAGUCAGCUAGCUGACAUUUCCUUCUGCUGACACAGAUGGUGAUAAUUUGUCAGGGUCACGACUGGAAUCAAAGCUUGUAGCUUUUUAGUUUUUGUUUUCUUUUUCCCUUUCUUGAAUCUGAGCCAGGAAUGAUGUCAACUAGUCAGAGCUUGCUGGGGAACCCAAUGUUUUCAGUCCUGGGGAAUAUCAACAAUGUAGUAUAGCCAACACUGAAACAAGGUGCUUGCAAAACAACCAAAUUGUGUUUCUAUUCUCUUCCUCCUCAUUUCUCAAUGGCCCUACUGAGUGUUGUUUAAUAACCCCUGGAUCUUUCCAUUAUGUUGUGAAAACUGUGAUGUACG